Molecule: messenger RNA, 7138 nt
Organism: Condylura cristata (star-nosed mole)
Lineage: Eukaryota; Metazoa; Chordata; Mammalia; Eulipotyphla; Talpidae
Gene: ZNFX1
Product: zinc finger, NFX1-type containing 1
Exons: 14
Coding region: 386-6124 (1912 amino acids)
Biological process (GO): regulatory ncRNA-mediated heterochromatin formation
Cellular component (GO): nucleus; nuclear RNA-directed RNA polymerase complex
Molecular function (GO): zinc ion binding; helicase activity
Source: RefSeq, a predicted model, not a curated record
GUCCCCCGCAGUCCCCUCCCCUCAGCCGCGCCCGCCGGAACCCGCCGGCCCGGCCGCUGGAGGGAGCUGAAGUAACACCCCCGACCGCCGCCCGGUCCAGAACCCCGACGCCGGAGUGUCGGGCCCCGGAGGCGCCCCAGAUCCCCUCCUCCGCCCUCUCUUCUGGUUCCCCUCCCUCCUCCCUUCCCGCUCUUCCUUCCCGGGGCUGCCAGCCCGCCCCUUCGCCCCGCCCAGUGUCUGCGGGAAAAGGAAACCGAAAGUGCGCGGCUCCGGGCGGGGCAGGGGACCUGCUGGGCCAGAGCCUGACCGCCCGCCGGCGCGGGAGAGCACCUCGGAGCCGAUAACUGCAGUAACUUAAACGUGGAGGAAUUCAAGUGACUCUGACAUGGAGGAUAGAAGACCUUGUCCAGAAGUCAGGCCCAGAAAUCCCCACCCCAACCACAGAGGACCACUGGAUGGAGAAUUACCAGGAAGAGCUGGAAAUCAGGAUAGUAACCCACCAAGCAAUGCUUUCAGAGCAGCCAACCAGCCUGGAAGGCACCCUAGGGCCAACAACCACCCGAAUCUUUGCCGACAAAGGGAAGAGAGGUUUGCAGCCAUGGGCAGGAACCCACAUCAGGGAAGGCGGAACCAUGAGGGGCAGGCUAAUGAUGAACCUAGAGGCCAAAGGCGUGGUCAGGAGAACGACACCAGGAGGAGAAAUGGAAACCAGGAGGGCAGGAACCGCAGACCGCCAUGGUCUGAUGAAAACUUCCAGCAGUGGCGUGUCCCCCACCAGAAGCCUGCAGAACAGCCACAGCAGGUGAAGAAACUGGGCUACAAGUUCUUAGAAAGUCUUUUGCAGAAAGAUGCUUCUGAGGUGGCCAUCACACUGGCCACAAGUUCAGGGCUGCAGGAACUCCUGUCUCAUUCUUACAUGAAAUCCAACUUCAUUGAGCUCAUCUGUCAGGUUCUUCGGAAGGCGUGCAGUUCCAAAAUGGACCGCCAGAGUGUUCUCCACGUUCUGGGCAUAUUGAAAAACUCCCAGUUUCUCAAAGUCUGCCUGCCAACGUACGUGGUAGGGAUGACCACAGAACCUAUCUAUGACAUUCGAAAUCAGUAUCCAGAACAUAUCAGCAACAUCAUCUCCCUUCUUCAGGAUCUCAUAAGUGUCUUCCCUGCCAGCUCUGUGCAGGAAACGUCCAUGCUCAUUUCCCUCCUGCCAGCUUCUCUUAAUGCUUUGAGAGCCUCUGGUGUUGACAUAGAAGAGGAGACGGAGAAGAACCUGGAAAAAGUACAGACCAUCAUUAAGCACCUGCAGAAAAAGAAGCGAGAGGGCACUUUAAGAGCAGACACCUACACUCUAGUGCAGCCUGAGGCGGAAGACGAUGUUGCGUACCGGACCAUGCCCAUUUACCCUACCUACAAUGAAGUGCAUUUGAAUGAGAGACCAUUCCUUCGUCCCAACAUCACUUCCGGAAAGUAUGAUAGCACUGCUAUCUAUUUGGACACUCACUUUCGACUUCUGAGAGAAGAUUUUGUCAGACCCCUAAGAGAAGGCAUUUUGGAACUUCUCCAAAGCUUUGAAGACCAAGGCCUGAGAAAGAGAAAAUUUGAUGACAUCAGAAUCUACUUUGAUACCAGAAUUAUCACUCCAGUAUGCUCGUCAUCAGGCAUUGUCUACAAGGUACAGUUUGACCCAAAACCACUGAAGUAUGUUCGCUGGCAGAAUUCCAAGCGAUUACUCUAUGGGUCUUUAGUGUGCAUGUCCAAAGACAACUUUGAGACGUUUCUUUUUGCCACUGUGUCUAACCGAGAGCAGGAAGAUCUCUGCAAAGGAUUUGUCCAGCUCUGCUUCAAUGAGCUGCUAGCAGAUGUCCAGCCUUCUGACUCUUUCCUUAUGGUAGAAACAACUGCAUACUUUGAGGCCUAUAGGCAUGUCUUGGAAGGACUCCAGGAGAUCAAGGAGGAAGAUGUCCCCUUCCAGAGGAACAUUGUGGAAUGUGACUCUUAUGUGAAAGAGCCUAUAUAUUUGAUAAGGGAGGGCAGGUAUGAUUUUACUUCACUAAUAAAGAAUCCCUCAGCCACUGGGGAAUCUCUAAGGGAUGCUAAUGGCUUGAGAUAUUCCAGAGUUAAUGUCUUAGACCCCAGCCAGUGGCCCUCAAAAGAAGUCCUGGAGCUAGAUGAUUCACAGAUGCAAGCCUUACAGUUUGCUCUCACCAGGGAAUUGGCUAUUAUUCAAGGACCUCCUGGAACAGGCAAAACCUACGUGGGUCUAAAAAUUGUUCAAGCCCUUUUAACCAAUAAGUCUGUUUGGCAAAUUGACAACCAGCGGUUCCCCAUCUUGGUUGUGUGUUACACUAAUCAUGCUUUGGACCAGUUUUUGGAAGGCAUCUACAAGUGUCAAAACACAAGCAUUGUGCGGGUGGGUGGAAGGAGCAACAGUGAAAUCCUGAGGCAGUUCACCCUGAGAGAACUGAGAAAUAAGCGGGAAUUCCACCGUGACCUUCCCAUGCACCUCCGAAGGGCCUACAUGAAUAUCAUGACAGAGAUGAAGGCAUUAGAGCAAGACCUGCGUAAAGGGGCCCAGACCUUGGAGUGCACUAUGAGUGGUGUGCUCCGGGAGCAGCACCUCGAGAAGUAUAUCUCCCCUCAGCACUGGAGAAGUCUGAUGAAUGGACCCAUGCAGGACAGUGAUUGGCUUUACCUCCAGGACAAGAAGCAUUCCAUGGUACUGGAGUGGCUGGGUAUGGGUGUCAGUUCUUUUACACAAAGUGUUGCUCCAACAAGAGCAGAAAAUACUGCCCAGGCAGAAGGGGAGGAGGAGGAAGAAGAAGGAGAAGAGGAAGAUUCCUUGAUUGAGAUCGCAGAGGAGGCUGACCUGAUUCAAGCAGACCGGAUGAUUGAGGAGGAGGAGGUCGUGAGACCCCGGCGGCAGAAAAAGGAAGAGAACAGGGAAGUCCAGGAGUUAGCCAAAUCGCUGCUGGCCAUGAGUAUAGAUAAUGCUGGUGUUGGGUCAGCAGCUGGGCAGGCGCAAGCCACAGGAGAAUGGGAGACCCAGCGCAAGCAGAAAAGGAAAAUGAAGAGGAAAGUGAAGGCUGAACUUCACAAACUGGACACGAUGUCUGAGGCUGAGGCCAAUGAAAUCCAAGACGUUUGGCAGCUAGACCUGAAAUCUCGCUGGCAACUUUAUAGACUGUGGCUGCAGAGCUACCAAGCCGAUACCCGCCGGAAAAUCCUCAACUCUGAGCGCCAGUACCACACAUCAGCAGAGAAAAUGGCUGAAGUGAGACGCCACGAAGACCUUCACAUCCUGAAAGGUGCCGUGGUCAUCGGGAUGACAACCACAGGUGCUGCCAAAUACCGCCAAAUCCUGCAGGAGGUGGCACCUCGGAUCGUCAUCGUGGAGGAGGCUGCCGAAGUCCUUGAGGCUCACACCAUUGCCACACUGAGCAAAGCCUGCCAGCACCUCAUUCUCAUUGGGGACCACCAGCAGCUGUGCCCCAGUGCCAACGUGUAUGAUCUGGCUAAGAACUUCAACCUUGAAGUGUCCCUCUUUGAACGGCUGGUGAAAGUAAACAUCCCCUUUGUCCGUCUGAAUUACCAGCACCGCAUGCGCCCUGAAAUUGCCCGGCUGUUGGUCCCCCAUAUUUACCAGGGUCUGGAGAAUCAUCCCUCUGUUCUCAAAUAUGAGACAAUUAAGGGUGUCGCUUCCAACCUUUUCUUUGUAGAACAUAACUUACCUGAACAGGAAAUCCAAGAAGGCAAAAGCCACCAGAACCAGCAUGAGGCUCACUUCGUGGUCGAGCUAUGCAAGUACUUCCUGUGUCAGGAAUACCUGCCCUCCCAGAUCACCAUCCUCACCACCUACACUGGGCAGCUCUUCUGCCUGCGCAAACUCAUGCCUUCUGAGACGUUUGCUGGUGUCAGGGUCCACGUCGUGGACAAAUACCAAGGGGAGGAGAAUGACAUCAUUAUCCUCUCUCUGGUUCGGAGCAACCAGGAAGGCAAGGUGGGCUUUCUGCAGAUAGCCAAUCGCAUCUGCGUGGCCUUGUCCCGUGCCAAGAAGGGGAUGUACUGCAUUGGGAACAUGCAGAUGCUGGCCAAGGUGCCCUUGUGGAGCAAGGUCAUCCAUACCCUUCGAGAGAAUAACCAAAUCGGCCACGCGCUCCAGCUGUGCUGCCAGAACCACCCUGAGACCCACACCUUGGUGUCCAGAGCUUCCGACUUCCAAAAGGUACCCGAGGGAGGCUGCAGCCUGCCCUGUGAGUUCCGGCUGAGCUGUGGGCAUGUCUGCACCCGGGCCUGCCACCCCUAUGACUCCUUGCACCAGGAGUUCCAGUGCAUGAAGCCAUGCCAGAAAGUCAUCUGCCAGGAUGGACACCGCUGUCCCGCUCUCUGCUUCCAGGAGUGUGAGCCUUGUCAGGUGAAAGUGCCCAAAAUCAUUCUUCGGUGUGGCCAUGAACAGAUGGUUCCUUGUUCCGUUCCCGAGUCACAGUUCUGCUGCCAAGAGCCUUGCCCAAAGGUCCUGAAAUGCGGGCACAAGUGCAGUCACUUGUGUGGCGAGGACUGUGUGCGCGUGUGUUCAGUAAUGGUCACCAAGAAACUCAAGUGUGGGCACAGCCAACAGGUGAAGUGCGGGAAUGUGGAGGACAUCAAGCACGGCCUGCCGGUCAAGUGCACCACCAAGUGUGACGCCGUCCUGGACUGUGGGCAUCCUUGUCCUGGCUCCUGCCACAGCUGCUUCGAGGGGCGCUUCCAUGAGCGCUGUCAGAAGCCCUGCAAGCGCUUGCUCAUCUGCUCACACAAGUGCCAGGAGCCAUGCACCGGGGAGUGCCCCCCCUGCCAGCGGACCUGUCAGAACCGCUGUGUCCACAGCCAGUGCAAGAAGAAGUGUGGGGAGCUAUGCAGCCCUUGCGUCGAACCCUGCGUCUGGCGCUGCCAGCACUAUCAGUGCACCAAACUCUGCUUUGAGCCCUGCGACCGACCCCCAUGCUAUGUGCCUUGUACCAAGCUGUUGGCUUGUGGCCACCCUUGCAUUGGUUUGUGUGGCGAGCCGUGUCCCAAUAAGUGCCGUAUCUGCCACCAGGAUGAAGUCACCCAGAUCUUCUUUGGCUUUGAGGAUGAGCCUGAUGCCCGCUUUGUGCAGCUGGAAGACUGCAGCCACAUCUUUGAGGUACAAGCCCUGGACCGCUACAUGAACGAGCAAAAGGAUGAUGAAGUUGCCAUCAAGUUGAAGGUGUGCCCUAUCUGCCAGGUACCCAUCCGCAAAAACUUGAGAUAUGGAACCAGCAUCAAACAGCGCCUAGAAGAGAUUGAAAUUGUCAAAGUAAAGAUCCAGGGCUCAGCAAGGGAAGUUGCAACCAGCCGGGAGCAACUCCAAGCCCUACUGGCGAAGAAAGACCUCCUCCAUCAGCUGUGUCCUAAAGACUUCCUGAUGCUGGAGGAGAAGCUGACCCUGGAAAACCUGUCCGUGAAGGAACUGGGCCUUAUUGAGAAUUACAUCAGUUUCUGUGACCACUUGGCUGGCCUGUGGGACUCCCUGAAGAAGUCCCACGCCUCAGACCAAGUGAGAGUGAGGAUGCGACUAGAACAGGUGCACACAUGGCUAGCCAAGAAGCGAUUGAGCUUCACCAGCCAAGAACUGAGUGACCUCCAAAGUGAAAUCCAGAGGCUCACAUACCUGGUGAACCUCCUCGUCCGCUGCAGGAUAGCAGAGUGGAAAGUGAAAGACAGCGUACAGGAAGAAGUCGACAGUGUCCGGAAGAUCCUCGAGAAAACAUGUAAGUUCACCCAGGAGGAUGAACAGCUUGUGCAAAGAAAGAUGGAAGCUCUGAAAGCCAUUCUUCCUUGCUCCGGCCUGGGCAUCUCAGAGGAAGAGCGCGUGCAGAUUGUCAGCGCCAUGGGUUACCCUCGCGGCCACUGGUUCAAAUGCCCCAACGGCCACAUCUAUGCGAUCAGCCAGUGUGGAGGAGCCGUAGUGAGGAGCACCUGUCCUGACUGUAAGGAGGUGAUUGGCGGUGUAAAUCACACUCUGGAAACAAGCAACCAGCUUGCUUCUGAGAUGGAUGGCGCCCAGCACGCAGCCUGGUCUGACACAGCCAACAACAUGAUGAACUUUGAGGAGCUUCGGAGGAUGAUGUAGGAAGAUGACGCCCCACUGCCUUUUUUCCCAGCCACCGUAUGGCCCAAGUUGGCUCCCUUAGAAAGGAACCAAAAUUUGUUUUAUACUAUUGUCCUUUAGUCUUAGCACCUCUUCAAGGAUCCACUUUUAGGGCUUGCCCACCUUGUCUCUAGGUUUACCCCUGCGCUAGAGUAAGCACUUUACUUCCAGGACUGAGAGCAAAUCUAACACAUUUCUCCUCUUUUAACUCCUGCAAGUUGGUGGACAAGCUGCCUGGAGCAUACUUGGGGCUUCCACCAAGGCCUUCCUGACAGUGUCUCUGGGGCCUGACUCAGCCAGGUGCUGUGUCUUUGCAGAGCUCUAGGGCUAGUUUGAGCCCAGAGAAGCAGACUUAACACUGAUUGCAGGGGCGUAACUUGCAGGCUUCCAUUCUAAUAACAAGAGGCCCACAAUUGCUUAUAAACUGUUUAUCCUCUCAAGGAGCACAAGAGGCCUCCUGCCUGCCUUCUCGGGCACCCUACGGGAUGCGGAGGCAGCGUGUGAUAAGACUUCACUGACUAACCUGACCCAGUUACAUAGCCACUGAGUGGGUCAGUCAGCGAGUGGCACCCGCAGCGGCCGGCCCAGGCUGAGUGACCCCUGUUCCCUUUCCUCUGACUUGCACUUGGGGAUGGUGAUUUCUUUGCCUGCCGUAGAAAAGAUUCCAUAGCAGUGCUGGUUCCUAGGGGUCAGGAUGAAAUUAAACUCACAUUUGGUACCAGCACCUACCCAAAGUGUGGCCCUUUGUCCCAAAAGCUACUGCAGCUUUUGUCUGGGCAGGGUUAGCAUGCCAGCAGCUUCUGCAGGCCCCACUCCCACGCCAGAAGCCUGCCGCCAGGUCCACCGUCUGCAUACAUGUUCCCCAGAACAGACAUGUAGGCAUCUCAGGUCUUUCUAAUGUUGGCAAGAAAAAUGUCCCUUUCCUAUGUAUGCAUUUCCUUUUUUGUCUUUACUAUGCACUUUAGCCUAUAAAGCCAAUUAAUAAAAACAAUGAUU